Paramecium tetraurelia is the source of this 408-nucleotide messenger RNA. RefSeq lists its product as uncharacterized. Gene Ontology annotation, molecular function: calcium ion binding. The transcript is spliced from 3 exons. The record is from RefSeq and is a predicted model, not a curated record. NCBI's taxonomy places the organism in Eukaryota, Ciliophora, Oligohymenophorea, Peniculida, Parameciidae.
AUGAAUACUUUAGUUAUAGUUUUUGUAAUUCUUUUAGUUCAUGGCCAAGAAAUAGACUGGGGAUUGAAUCUCGAUUAAGAAUAAAAACGAGAUUAUUUAAUUGUCAAUAGUAAUGUUCAAAUAAAUUAGGCUGGAUCAAAUAAUUAAUAAAAAGGAUAAUAUGUACAAGGUUAAGACUAAGGAACCAUUAGUGAGGAGAAUAAACGACAAAUUUAUGAAGAAUUUCUUUCCUACGAUUUAGAUGAGGAUGGCAUUUUAAGAAUAGAUGAACUAAAAUAAUCAUUUCGAGGGGAGGCAGAACAAUAAGUUAGGAAAUUAUUUGGAUUCGGUGAUAAAGACAUGAAUGGUUUUCUCAAUUUUGAGGAAUUCUUUAAAUUCAGGACUAGAGAUUCAAUGUCAGAUUUAUGA